AUGAACGAUUUUCCUGUGAAGGACUUCCAGGCACAGCUUUUUCUUUCAUACUGCACGAUAUCCUGCCACCUGGGAGAUACCGUGGAGUGUUACCUACGACGAGAGAUAUCCCGACAGCGUCGAGUUGAUCUUGAAAACGCUAUAUAUAGAUGGGCUAAGCAGGUCAUCCCGAAGCUCCGCUCAUCUGCUACACUCCAAGAGGACGCUAUAACCUCACAUUUGGAAGUCCAACAACUCUCAGUCAUGUACUUCGUCGUACUGACCAUUCUUCAUCGCUCACCCACGCCAAACAGCGUACCACCUGCAGCCUCGCUAGUCGCAUCCUCAUUUAUCGCCGGAAUCUACGAAGAGUUCCUUCUCCGUGAUGAGCUUCGUUAUCUAGGACCCGUUUUCGCCUUCUAUCCACUAUGCAGCGGAUUAUCCCUACUUUCAAGCUGGCGCUACUCCCAGUUGCAAAGCACAGCCGAGCAUGAAUUAACAGUCAUCAAGCUCUCUCUCCAAAAAUUAUCCGAACGGUGGCUAUCCGCGGUCGGACCCCUACGAGCGUUGAAUAAAUUGACCGAAAAGGUCCGAGAACAAGGCCCCCUGGACGGCCAACCACCAAAACUCAACUUUGACACGGCUUCGUUCUUCGACGGGUUCGACGUUAGAUUGUGCAAGCAGUGGCGCUUGAUUGGGCAGUCUGCGGAGCCUGAAACUCCCGUGCCUGCAACAACAGCUACGUGUACACUGGCCGAGGUUCAGGAUUCGGAUGAGGCGGUUCAGCCCUUUAGUACUCAGCCUGAUGACGCGGCAGAUGAUUUCGGCUUUCCAGCUCUUGAUACCAGUAUGGAGCCUUUUACUAGUAAUUGGGAAGGGUCUGGCUUUGAUUGGAGUGGUUCUUGGCUGCUUAACAUAUAA
Molecule: messenger RNA, 900 nt
Organism: Penicillium subrubescens
Lineage: Eukaryota; Fungi; Ascomycota; Eurotiomycetes; Eurotiales; Aspergillaceae
Exons: 1
Coding region: 1-900 (299 amino acids)
Source: RefSeq, a predicted model, not a curated record